Mangifera indica (mango) is the source of this 1206-nucleotide messenger RNA. Its product is annotated as gibberellin 2-beta-dioxygenase 8-like. The transcript is spliced from 3 exons. The record is from RefSeq and is a predicted model, not a curated record. Gene Ontology annotation, molecular function: dioxygenase activity. The coding region runs from base 21 to 1007 and encodes 328 amino acids. NCBI's taxonomy places the organism in Eukaryota, Viridiplantae, Streptophyta, Magnoliopsida, Sapindales, Anacardiaceae.
ACAAAUGACAAAAGUCUGAAAUGAGCAAUCUUGAAUCUUACCCUCCUGUGUUUCGCCACCAAAAGAAGGAGGAAAGCCAGAAGUAUGAUGCAGUUGAUGAAGAGGAUUCAUUAGAUCCUAUUCCUCGAAUAGAUUUCCAGUGUAUAAACCUGGAGAAACUUGGGGAAGCAUGUAAAGAUUGGGGUCUGUUUCGUUUGGUUAAUCAUCAAGCUCCCUUGACCCUUAUGAGCCAACUUCAACAACUGGCUAAAAAGAUUUUUUCUCUGUCGUUUGAAUCUAAACAAGGGUUAUUCACUGAACCAGUUUCCUACACUUGGGGAACUGCCGCUCUUACUCCAUCGGGGGCUGGCCUAUCAAUAAGUCCCAAACAUAUAAACUGGGUUGAAGGAAUCAACGUUCCUCUCAGUCACCUCUCCCUGUUUGAAGCUGCUGCAGAUCCCAUGCUUCACACUUUCAGUGUUUUGUUGGAGGAAUAUGGGAGACAUAUGGGAAGGCUUGCUAAAACACUAUUUGAAGCAAUGGUAAAGAACCUUAAUCUGGGUUCCGAAAAAUCCAAUUAUAAUCUAUCAGAAUCCACUGCCUACGUCAGAAUUUAUCGCUAUCCGAGUUUACCUGAAACUGCUGAGGCUGUAGGCAUGGAGUUGCACACAGACAGCUCGGUUCUCUCUAUACUGAACCCAGACGAAGUGGGUGGCCUUGAACUUCUCAAAGACGGCAAAUGGUUCGAAGUUAAACCCAUACCAGGCACAAUGAUUGUCAAUCUUGGAGACAUGAUGCAGGCAAUCAGCAACGAUGAGUACAUGAGCGCCAAGCACAGAGUGAUGGUGAAGAAGAAGAUGGAGAGGCUUUCAGUUUGCUACUUUGUAUUCCCAGAAGAAGGCAAUGUGAUUCGCAGCCCAAACUACAAGCCUUUUACUUACCGUGAUUUCCAGGCGCAAGUGCAAAAUGACCUCAAGACUUUGGGUUAUAAAGUGGGGCUCGAAAGGUUCAAAAUUAAUGAGGAUUAAGUCAUUUUAAUGAAGCUUUUACUAUAGAGUGGUCAACAUGUUCAAUAAUAAUCCUUCUGUAAUUGUGUUGAGUGCAUCUUCCAUUGCCGGCGAAGAACAUCUAUUUGAAGUGCUAAUAAAUCAUCUAAUUUAUUUAUUUGCAGAUCGAUUAAUCAAUGAAUUCAAAAUUGUGCUAUAAUUUUGGUAUAGUUUCUCCUAA